UAUCUUAUAACUAUUUUAUUUCAAAUGUUAAACAUGCCAGUGUUGACUCUCCCAUUUUGAUAAAAUCAAACCACUUUUUCCAUCCUCCAUGAAGUGUACAUAUACCACCCCUCAAUCUUCAAUUCUUCAUGCUUCUCGCUCCUGAAGCAAGAAACAACUACUCCUCAUCUUUUCUCUCAAACAAUUGAAGCUGGUAUAUAGAAAUAUAGAAUAGAAUAUUUGCUUCCUUCAAAGUCCAAUUUCAAGAUUUUGAUCAAUAUUCAACACUUAAAACCAAGACCGACCAAUGAAUAUGUCUUCUAGCUGCUCCACUUCCGCCGCAGCGACCUCCGCCGACGGUGGCGGAGCCACCACGAUCACCGCUGUCCAUCCGGACAUCAUCCAAACACAUAUCUUGACUAGGCUUGAUGGCCCAACUCUUGCUUCUACAAGCUGUGCUUCUUCAGAUUUACACAGCCUUUGCACGGAGGAAAAUCUUUGGAAGACAAUUUGCAAUUCGAACUGGCCGUCAACAGCCCAUCCAUGCAUUCAGCAAGCAAUAUCGAGCUUUCCUUCCGGCCACCGUUCGUUCUAUUCGGAUUCUUUCCCCAACAUCCACCACCACCACCGGCAGCCGCCGGCCCACCGCCGGCCCAAGUCCAAUGAUAGUCACUCAUCAGAAUUGAUUUCUGCUGUUGACAUUCAUUAUGGAAAUGAGCUUGUUUACUCCAAAGUCGCCGUGACGGAGACGUCCUCCGGCUGGUUCAUGUGUUCACCCUUCAGGGUUGACCUGCUAGACCCCAAAGAGAUAGUUCCGGCACUGGUGAAGUUCGACGGCGAGGACGACAAGUGCAUGGCUAGAGUGGAGGAGAACAUGAGGCUGAGCUGGAUAGUCAUCGACCCCGCGAAAAAACGGGCUGUUAACUUGUCGAGUUUGACUCCGGUGGAUGUCCGGCGCCAUUGGUUAACAGGAGAAAUUCAGGCCUCUUACGCGACGGUGAUGGCUACCGGAGGUUGCGGCGGCCGUGCUGGCAGAGAGUUCGUUAUCUGUAAAGCUGUGGUUACUUGUGGAGGGAAGGAAGGAGGGGACUUGCAAGUGAGGGAGAUAAGCAUGCAGGUGGAGGACUUGGAGGGGAAAAUAAUUAGCGGGGAGGACACUUUGGUAAUUUUACAGGAAGCCAUGGAUGGGAACAGGAGAAAAGGUGAAGCUGGAGAGGAGAAAAGGAUGUAUGAAGUGUUCUUGGAGCUUAGGAGAGAAUGGAGGGAGAGAAGGCAAAACAGAGAAAGGAGGUUGGAUAUGGUGUGCAUAGCCACUGGGAAGUGAAGGCAUGAAGGCAUCAGAGAGGAGGAUCCAAAGGAUUAAAUGGUAAAAUUGAACAAGUUGAUCUGCAUAAGAUAUUUUCAAGUAUACUGGGUACUGACCAUAACCAUUUUGGGGACUCAAAUGGCAGAAAUUCCAGUUUUAAAUUUGAUAUUAAUGUAAUUACAGUUUAAGCACACAUUGGCUUCAGGUAAUUAAAAUUAUUGCACUCUAGGAUAGGAUUGAAGUAAGGCUGAUCACUUGAAACCAUUUUAAA
Coffea arabica (coffee) is the source of this 1556-nucleotide messenger RNA. RefSeq names its product F-box protein At2g27310-like. Lineage: Eukaryota; Viridiplantae; Streptophyta; Magnoliopsida; Gentianales; Rubiaceae. Gene Ontology annotation, molecular function: protein binding. The record is from RefSeq and is a predicted model, not a curated record.